AAACCCACACACAUCAAGAUGGCUGAAUUAAACCAACAAGUUUUGAACUCCUUAGACGAUAGCUCCAGACAGGAGUUGAUGAAAUUUGUCGAAGCCGAAAACUCCAAGUCCAAGGUCCAGAUGUCCAUUCAUCAGUUCACCAACUUGUGCUUCAAGACCUGUGUCACUAAUAAGGGCCCAAUUUUCUCCGGUGAUUUGUCUGUUCAGGAAGAAAACUGCUUGGCUAAUUGUGUCAACAGAUUCUUGGACACCAACAUCAGGGUUGUCCAGCAAUUGCAAAAUCAACAAUAGGUAGGCUAGCAAGCACUCUUGAUGUCUGACGGUACGAACAUGGCCAGUGUAUUCGAUUUUUGAAACGAGUUUACGAUUUAUCUUGCGUGGCGGUUUUACUUGUAUUGAACCAUUUGAGUUGAUAGGGUAUCGUCCUAUAAUACUGUAUAUAGAACAUAAUGAAUGAAUGAAUUUCAAUCAGAUGUCGGCAAGAUCAUUAUAUUUAUACCCGGCUAAUUUCCAUAUUUUUACCCAAUCUCUAUAUGUUUACCAGAUUCGCAAAUAUUUACCCAA
Messenger RNA from Babjeviella inositovora NRRL Y-12698, 564 nucleotides. RefSeq names its product protein transporter (gene TIM8). The record is from RefSeq and is a predicted model, not a curated record. The transcript has a single exon. NCBI's taxonomy places the organism in Eukaryota, Fungi, Ascomycota, Pichiomycetes, Serinales. Bases 19 to 291 code for a protein of 90 amino acids.